AAAAAAGAAAGAAAUCGCCUUCUAUACUUGAAUCGUUUGCUAAAUCUUACCAAAAUAGAACAAUUCAUUUCGAUAGUAUUUUUCUAACAUUUUCAUCUUGAAGUGAAAAGAAAGAAAAAAAAGAGACAUUUUUAUCGUCGAGUGAUUGUCAAAAUUGUCCACUGUGUUCAGUGACCCCCCCAAGUAGUCGAUAUCAAGAAGAAUCCGUGUCAAAGUGUCGAAGAUUGAACGGUAGUGAAAGAGACGCAUAGAUUGGAAGAGAAGAACAAGAAGGCAGCAGCGGAAGGUGGUUGGUAUCGGAAGGGGGUUGCGCAUGGUCCGUGCGGACCGUAGAAAGAUCAGCUCUGUCGAAGAGCGGAGACCUUUCUAACGGGCCGUUUGGAUGGUGAUCAGCAACGCGACCACGUUUUGACGUACGAACCACCAUGUCGGGGCUGCUUUACACGCUUCUAGGGCUAGCGGCUAGCACGAGCCUUCAUUGUGCUGUACGCCGCGAGAUAAGCCCGUGCACCUGCCGACAGGAAGAGUUCUCCAGUUCCGUUAUCAAUCCGGCACAGGCUGCGACAGCGGCCGCUGCAGCCGCGGCUGCUGCGAACACCGCAAAUAAUGCCGGUCACCAUGGACACGGGGAACGUAUCGAGGUUGUAUGCGAACGGAUGGACUCUUUCGAACAAGUGGCAGGGGCAUUACGGGGCAAAUUCACCGCUGAACAACAAAUCACCCUUCGAGUUUCACAUUCGAAUCUCAGGGAUAUAUCGCGGCACGAUUUUAAAGAGCUGCGGAUGUCGAUCACGAGGCUUGAGCUGAACCACGAUCAUCUAGGGUUUAUAGACGGCGAAGUUUUCGCGGGGUUGGGAAGAACGCAGUAUUUUAGUCUCGCGGAUAACGAGAUACCGUCUAUACCGAGGCAUAUUCUGUCGCAUCUCUCGUUGCUGAGGACCCUAGAUCUCAGCAGAAAUCGGAUAAGCCGUAUAGACUCGGAUGACUUUAAGUACAAUCCAACGUUACAGCAUCUCUCUAUGGCCGGAAAUGCGAUUUCAGAAAUGGUACCGGGUUCGUUGCCGCCGCUGGUGAAACACCUUCACGUCGGCCGUAACCACCUGCAGAGCCUGAAUCGAACGUUACGAGAUUUGAAUCAGCUGGAGUGGUUGCUAAUUAACGCGAACGAGCUCACAUCUCUGGACGGCGAGCUACCGUCCUCUGGCCAUAACCUGAAGAUGCUAUACGCCGUGGACAAUAAACUGACACAUUUGCCAGCGGAAUUUCGCUACCUGCACCGUUUGGAAACGUUGUUCCUCCAGCACAAUAAGAUACGCAGCCUGGACGGAACGUUGCAGAAGGCGCGUCGAUUGAAAUUUCUCGAACUUUCGUACAACAAUCUGCAAGAGUUGACGGAAGAGGAUUUCAUAGAGGCAGAGAUGCUAGAAGACCUGGAGCUCGGACACAAUUCUCUAAAAUCGUUGGGCGGCGCGGGUGGCGGUAAUGGCGACGGAAACGGGGGCAACAGUGUCCUUUACCCUCUCAGGUCUCUCAAGUGCUUAAACUUGACGCACAACGAGCUUCGUGAGUUCUCGUUCGCGUCACUUCGUGGUCUGCGCGAGCUGCGAUUGCUCGAUCUCUCAAAUAACAGAAUUGCGCGACUCCACAGAGGAAGAACGCCAUCAGAGAAUUUGGUAGAAGAAGAGGGCGAGGAAACGGCCGGUGGAAAUAUCCAAGAUAUGCGGCUUCAGCAUAACGAACUAACAGGCUUGGACGGUUCGUUGUUUCUCGGGAUGAAGGAAAUGCAGAGGUUGAAUCUUAGCCACAACGCUUUGGGACCGACAAUUGGACCGCGUGAUCUACGCGGUCUCGACGGCCUGAAAGUGCUCGAUCUUUCUCACAACGAGCUCACUACUCUCGAAGACACGUCAGAGGCGUGGCUACCAUCGCUGGAAGAGCUGAACGCGUCUCACAAUCGUCUAGUGACAUUGUCCGAGAGGGAUUUCCGUGGUUUUCCUGUUCUAUGCUGGGCGGACGUGAGCGCGAAUCUGAUAAGGACUCUGAUGCCCGAACUGGUGGCGAACACACGUUGCACUGUGCACGGUGUUCCCGAUGUACUUCGCAUAUAUCUUCAAGAUAAUCCGGUGCUGUGCGAUCCCGGACUCGCGGACCUGACCGUGGCUUUCGAAGUAAAUCACGCGAAAGUAUACGGUGUCGCGAAUAAUUGCCCGACAACCGCCUCGACGCCUACUGAACAGACGUCGCCGCUUCCGCCGUUGCCACCGACGCUGUUGUUGGCCGCCGCGGCGGCCGCGUCCGGCGGCAACGUUUCUUUCGCCGCGACUCUCGAGUAGAGCGAUUAUAUGAUCGAUAUCGCGAAGGAUAGUUCGACCGAUCGACCGACCGAUCGAUCGGCACUCAAGAAACGUUCAAACGGCAACACGACGACGAAGAAGAAAAA
This is a messenger RNA of Habropoda laboriosa, 2440 nucleotides long. RefSeq names its product leucine-rich repeats and immunoglobulin-like domains protein 1 (gene ltl). The record is from RefSeq and is a predicted model, not a curated record. Lineage: Eukaryota; Metazoa; Arthropoda; Insecta; Hymenoptera; Apidae. The transcript has 8 exons. Bases 426 to 2333 code for a protein of 635 amino acids. Gene Ontology annotation, molecular function: protein binding.